Molecule: messenger RNA, 1062 nt
Organism: Podospora anserina S mat+
Lineage: Eukaryota; Fungi; Ascomycota; Sordariomycetes; Sordariales; Podosporaceae
Exons: 1
Coding region: 1-1062 (353 amino acids)
Source: RefSeq, a predicted model, not a curated record
AUGACGGAGCCCUCAGCGCGCCAGGGACCCCCGUCCCACCCUGACGACAUCGCCAACACCAACGACAACGACCACAUCCAACACCGUGUACGGUUUGCUGAGGAGGGCCCAGAACCUGUCAUCUACCAGCACAACCCAAGACGACUCCAAGAUGACGAGCCUUCGCCGCCACCAGGUCCGGCUGUGUUUUGGGAUGAGAACGAAAGCAUCGCUCCAGCUCGGAACCAAGAUCGGAACAGCAUCGCGAACACGGCCGAUACAGCAAACCUAGCUCAGUAUACCUUCUACCGCGAGCCCACACCUCCGCCAUACAGGCCGGAUGAGAAGGGGUAUGGGAAUGAUGCCGCCAGCGGCAGGAUAGCUCUGGCAUCCAGCGCCGGAGGAAUUCCCGAAAGCGAACGCCGGCUUCAUCUUCAACCCGAGAGGAGCAACUGUAGCGAUGACGAGACAAUGAGCCCAGUCGCCAGGAGAAAGCUUCUCUGGAUUAUCAUCGCGGUUGCAAUCGUGAUUAUGAUCGGCGUUGCCGUGGGCGUGGGCGUUGGCGUUGGCGUAACAAUGGCUCGCAAGUCUGCGGAAGCUCAGGAACAGGCCGAGUCCUCCACCACGCCGCCAGUCUCGGUGAUAGGCUCCAGUCCCACGCCAACACCGUCAGCAACACUCGAUCCUGACCCCUCCGUUACAUCGUCGACAUCUUCAGACGCACACACUUCUUCAACAGUCUCUUCCUCUACGCUCACUGUCCCUUACCGACCGCCAAACCCUCAUUCUGACUGCCCUGCGGCAAACAACACCAUGUAUCAAGUCCCGGGCUCCCACAAACGCUUCCUUCGCCUCUGCGGCAUCGACUACCACGGAAGCACUUCUUCUCGUGAUCUAACCCACAUGUACACGGUCUCCAUGGCGGAUUGCAUGAACAGCUGCGCUUCGUUUGACCAGUGCACUGCCGUCGGAUGGGGGUUUCUCCCCGGCGACACGGGCAAGGAGCACCGCUGCUACAUGAAGACCGACCUCAAGACCGGCCAUGCGGCAACAACCGAUUGGUGUUUUGCCAUGCUACAAUAA